Caenorhabditis sp. 36 PRJEB53466 is the source of this 1156-nucleotide messenger RNA. Lineage: Eukaryota; Metazoa; Nematoda; Chromadorea; Rhabditida; Rhabditidae. The record is from the annotation of a GenBank genome assembly.
AUGACGUCUUUUCCGACCACGCUAGCCGAAUACUACAACACGACGUACUCGAAAUGCGCCCAAAUGUUCGGACUAAUCGACUCGCCCGAGUUCCUGUCAAUCGGAUCAAAGUCGCUGGCGCUCGUGAUCAUUCCGAUCAACUUGUUCGGAUUUCUGUGCAUUCUGUGUCGGACGCCCAAGUACAUGAAGGGAUUCAAGUGGCAUCUGAUGCACUUGCACUUUUGGUAAGCAUGAAAUCGUGUUGUCAUCGCAACGUUUGAUGUUUUCUUUAGGUUUCUAAUGCUGACUACGUGCUACACGCUCCUAGCCACCACGUAUGCAUUCUAUCCGGCUCAAGUCAGAUGCUCCGUCGGUUUUCUUAGUCAUCUGAGAAUAUCGUCAGAGUAUCAGUUCAUACUCAUCACUUUUGUGUACAUUGGCCUCUCUACUUCUAUUAUCAUGCUCUUCGAGAACCGACAUAAACACUUGGUUCCGCCUACGGACAUAUUCUACCGUAUCCAUGACACUCAUCGAAUUGUACUAGGGGUCUUGAACUUUUGCCUGGGAAGCACUACCUAUCUGCCAACUCUUGUGACUACGGUACUUGCCACGGAUCGGCAACAACGUCAAGAACAGCUAAAGUUAGCCUAUCUCGCAGUCGUCCCCUGCCCCACGGCACUCUUCUUUGAUCCAUGUUCCGUCGCCUACGAUACAUCUAGAACUAUCUGGAGCAUAAUGGCGAAUGUCUGCAGCGGAAUCACCAGUACUCAGUUGCUAUUUUUCAUUGUUCAUAGUGUCUGGUACCUGAGGAAAUUUCGAAAGAUGGAUAACUUUUCCGAGCGAACAAAACACAUGCAGAAGGCGUUUUUCGUGGCGUCGCUGGUUCAAGUGACCGCUCCGAUUUGUGUGAUCGCGGGUCCGCUGAUGAUGCUAACGUAUAUCAUGACUACCGGACGGUACCAACAAGGUGAGUAUGGACCCACACAGACACCCCCCAAACAAUAGCGUUUCAGGCCUGAUCAACGUGUGCAUCCUGGCCAUUCCCGCCCAUAGUCUCUUCUCCACAGCCGCUCUCCUCUACUUCAUCGCCCCCUAUCGAAAAUUCGUCAAACGUCUUCUGAGAAUCGAGGAGGAGUCGAACACGCGAAUGAACAUGGUGUCUAGUGUGAAUUUAUGA